Lates calcarifer (barramundi perch) is the source of this 1991-nucleotide messenger RNA. RefSeq lists its product as uncharacterized. The coding region runs from base 362 to 1429 and encodes 355 amino acids. The record is from RefSeq and is a predicted model, not a curated record. The transcript has 6 exons. Lineage: Eukaryota; Metazoa; Chordata; Actinopteri; Centropomidae.
UACAACGUGGCAAAACUACCAGUGACAUAAAAUGCAGAACCGAGAGCAACAUCGAAAUCGUAAACAAGUGUUCAACCUGACGCCUGUAGGGUUCACUUAAACAUCAAAUCCUCAUUUCCAGUCAUCCGCCUACUCUCUUUGUUUGGUAAGGAUGACGGUAGACUGCUGCAGGUGAGGGGGGGGGGGGAGUGACAUGUCCUAGGUCCUGGGUGGAGAACCUGAGCAGGUAAACGCACUCCUCAUCAAAGACAUACGACAUUUUUAAAUCGACCUGCGGCGAGUAGCACUCAUUAACUACUGAAUACUUCACACGGAUCUCUGAUAUUUCUGUCGGUGACGGAGACAGAAGAGCCAUUCCACCAUGGAAAUGCAGACAGAAAAGCACAGGCCCAUCAACGGCCAGUUGAUUUUGGUGCCUCACAAGGACACAAUUCGUCUGCUGGAGGUUUACGUCAAGCGCAGUCUCAGCCUAAACGAUGGGGGGCUGGAGGAGAAGCGGGCUGGGAGGAAAGAAAAGUGGGUGACAAAAAGGCCAAGACGACAUUCCAGCGACCCUUCCCUUCAUCUGUCCGAUGGAUUAAACGACAAGGACAUUGGUGCGUUUUCUGUGGUCGAACCUCUUGCAGAUGAGCCCAAAACGCUUCCCGAAGAAUCAGAGAAACAACCUAAAAAAUCAAAGAAAAAACCUUCGUUCUGGAAAAACAUACUUGGGUUUUUCUCUCGGAAGAGUAAUGAGGACAAGGACAAGGAUGAGGACCAGGACGGUCCCACGGAGACGCCCAAGGAGUCCACAGCAGAAGUGGUCUCUGAUCCUGUCACCACCUGCCUACCUACAACUCCAGCUACUUCACAAAAGCGGAAGUCAAUGAGAAGAAAGUCUUUAAAAAGAAGGUUCUCCAGAAAGCGGCUGUCUCUGAUAAAACUAAACAAACCUACUGACAUUACUGAAAUUGAAGCCGUUGUCAGCGUGGAACCAACAUAUUCUUACUAUGAGAAGGUGACAGAGGAACUGGAGAAAAUUGUCCAUGAAGUCAAAGAAAAAGAGGAAGUUCUACGUCUCUCAGAUGAGGAAGUAAUCGAUAGGAUCAUUGCUUUGACAAAGGAGGAGGGUGAUGCCAUAGAUGACAAGCUGAGAGACAACCCUACCCUGAGCAACUUUUUCCAGCGGAUGACAUACUCUUCUUUCCAGAAGCUGGCUGAUGCUUAUCUAGAGAAAGAAGCGACACCGGUCCACAAUCCUCCCACCAUACUACCGACAGCACCUGAGCUGGUCAAGCUGGCCUUUACACUCGACUUUACAGCCAGGAUAGCUGGGCUCUCCAGACAGAAUAUAGGUCACAUUACAGGCCUGGGAAACCGUUAUCUACAGGACCGAUUUGAAUACAAACAGGCAUGUACAGAUCACCCAUGGUCUGACAGCGAUGACUGAAAGGCAGCAAUGCAAGAAAGAAACUGCUGCAAGUGAAACAGUCUGAUCUGGUUAAAAAUGUGUGGCAAGCAGCAGUUCCCUUUACGCAGAAGUGCUACCCAACACAACUUUUAAAGACUAUUUGCAAUCACAAAUUGCUGCCAUUUUUAUUUUUAAUCUGAAACUGUUUUACAUUGGAAUACUUGUGAAAUUGCAUUGCGUUAAGGUGAUGUAUUGACUGACGCUCUGCAUAUAGAGGAUCAACAUACAAAGUAAGCUGGUUCUACUAAUGAUGCUAAGAAUACGAUGCUCUUUUGACAAAUCCAGCAUUGAAUAAGAUACUUGCUCAUUGAUUUGUAAUAACACGAAAGAACACUGCAAUAACCUUUGAUAUAUAUAAGCUAGACAACUGUGCAAUUAUUUUUUUAAUUAAAAUUAUUAUUAUUUUUACAUUUUUAGGAUUUAAAAUUGAGUAAAACACAUUAAAUAGAAGCUUAACUGAAAUGUGAAAUGAUUGUUAAUUUUAGUUGAUAUGAGUGCUGGCAUUCAUAUUACAUACACAAAUAAAAAAUAUUUAAAUUAA